Molecule: messenger RNA, 618 nt
Organism: Pediculus humanus corporis (human body louse)
Lineage: Eukaryota; Metazoa; Arthropoda; Insecta; Psocodea; Pediculidae
Product: glass/che-1, putative
Exons: 3
Coding region: 1-618 (205 amino acids)
Source: RefSeq, a predicted model, not a curated record
AUGGAUGGGAGUUACUACGUUCCAAACAAUCCGGCGCACUAUGGCCUUACAGAUUCUGCUCCUGGUCCAAAUGGUUCUGGAAUCUGCAACAGUCAGUUUUGGCCCUCAGACGACAUGGGAUCAUUUUCAUUAUCACCAUUGGAUUUAGAUCAAUUAUUUUCAUUUAGUCCAUCGACAUCAUAUAAGAGUGAUUUUUCUAUGGUUAAAGAAAGAGGAAGUAAUGGAGGUGAUAUGGCAGAUGUUUUACUAUCAUUAAAACAUCCCGUAGUUCAUCCUGGACAAUUAUCACCGUCUGGUUUUACGUGUCAUGCCAAUCCUCAAUAUCAAGGACCAUCAGCGAGUCUUUCUUAUUCCGUACACCCACAGAUGUUAUCGAUGUCUCCAGGUGGUGGUGGCGGUGGCGGAGGUUGCGGACAACAAUAUUUCACAGGACCGAUAGAACAAAAUAACAUGUUUAAUGGGAUUCCGACAAAUAAUACGUCACAACAUAACGUUUUUCCGUCCAUGAGCGUGAAUGUAUCCAUGAACAUGACCAUGCACGGAUAUCCGGGAACCGUUAACACUGAUAACAUUCACACUCAAAUGUCUUGCCCUCAGGUAAGUUUUCUUAUCAAUUAA